Microthlaspi erraticum is the source of this 864-nucleotide messenger RNA. The record is from the annotation of a GenBank genome assembly. NCBI's taxonomy places the organism in Eukaryota, Viridiplantae, Streptophyta, Magnoliopsida, Brassicales, Brassicaceae.
AUGCAUUUUCAAGACGUGUGGUAUGAUGCUGAUGAUUCUUUGAUCAUGGAGAAGAUCAUUUCUGCUUGUCCAGUUCUUGAAGACCUUACAUUUAUAAUGACUUACGAUCAUGAGCAUGAAUUUCAGUUGUCUCUGACUGUUAGGUCUCAGAGUCUGAAAGGUUUCUGGUUCCAGAAUAGUAUAGAUGGUGCAGCUUUUAAGGUUGAGAUUGAUGCUCCACGACUUGAGUGUUUGUGUCUUAUUGAUAGUGUCUCUGAUGUGAUUGUGGUGAAGCAUCUGAGUGCUUUGUUGAAGAUCUACGUUGCUAGUGAUUUCAAUACCGAGUAUGGAGCGAGCUUGGGUCCAGAGGAUGCGAGGAAGAGAUAUAUCAUCAGUGAUUUUCUAGCCAAAGUGUCUAGCGUCAGGCAUAUGACCAUCACUGGGGCUACUCUAUCGGCCCUUUUUCGAUAUUCCGAUUUUGCAACAAUUCCCAUUUUCAAUAGCUUAUAUAUUUUGGAGGCUAGCUUUCAUAGCAGCAAGUUACACUUCUUGCCAGUCUUUCUCAAGAGUUUUCCGAAUAUGAAAACCCUAAUCUUGACGGUUUCGGUUGGAUUAAUUGGUUAUACGGAGCCGGAGCUAAGUGAAUUUACCUAUGUGCCUCCGUGUGUGUCAUCGAGUCUGGAAUGUGUUGAGAUGAAAAAUCUGACAAUUGAGGAAGAGACAUGGAAGAAGCUGGCGAGGUAUUUUCUUGAGAACUCGGCUCUUCUCAAGAAACUCAUUCUGCGUUUCAAAGGUUCUGCUAUCUCCAAACAAGAUUCAGAUAUCUUCAGAGGGCUUCUUACAUUCACAAACCCUUCUCGCAGUUGCCAAAUCUUCAUCUGUUGA